AUGAGAAAAAAGCUUUGCAAAGCAAUUGUUGAGCAGGCCCCAAAAAUUUCUGUUUAUAUUGAUGAGUCUACAACAGUUUCUACCCAUUCAGUGUUAAUCGUUUAUAUUUGUGCCUCUGUUAACGGAAAAGACCCAGUCACUUUCUUUCUCGAUUUGCCUAAAGCAGAUGCACAGUCUAUUGAAGCCAUUCUUCUAGUUUGUCUUUCUAAAUUUGGAUUCAGUAAUGACUUUCUUGCCGAAAACUGGAUUGGGGUUUGCAGUGAUGGUGCAAGUGUAAUGCUUGGAAGAAGGUCGGGUGUUCUGGAACGACUCAGUCAAAAAUAUCCACAGAUUGUGAAAUGGCACUGCUUGUGUCAUAGGCUUGAAUUGUGCAUUUCAGAUAAAAUUGAUUCUAUUCCUGGUCUUCAUCAUGUAACAUCAUUUUUUGAGAAGUUGUAUACUGUGUAUCAUCAGUCACCAAAAAAUCUGGCAGAGCUCUCAGAAUGUUCAAAAGAAUUAGAAGUACAAAUGCUUAAAAUUGGAAAAGUUUUUUCAGUUAUAUGGGUUGCUUCAAGCCAGAGAGCUAUACGAGCAGUUUGGGAGUCAUACCCUGCCCUACACAGUCAUUUCUUGAAAGCAAGUUUAAGCUUAGCUCAUAACAGUAAGCAGAAAUCUGUAUUUAGUGGCCUUAACAAGGUCUUGACAUCAGAAGAUUAUUUGUUAAACCUUGCAGGGGUUGUGGAUGAUGUUCAGGAAAUGGGACUGUUAUCUGAAGCUCUACAAAGAGAUGACAUCGCACAAGCUUAUCAGCUGAUUAAUUGUUCAGUUCGUGCAGUUGAAAAAAUUAAAGACAUGCCUGGCAAACAUCUGAAAGAAGUCAUGGAAUCGCUGGAGAAAGGGAAUUUCAAAGGUGUGACCAUCAAUCCAGAGAGUACAAACGGCCAAGUGAGGAUAAAUCUCCCACAAUUUUAUCAAAGUUUGGUGGAUAAUUUACGCUCCAGGCUCUUUGCUUUGACUGCGAGCAACAGAUCUGCAGCUUCAUCAGAGUCAGGUGAAUUUGAAACUCUUGUCUCUGAUAUUGACAUCCUGAAUUCACAACGUUGGCCAAUCAGUGUGGACAGUCCUUGGUUUGAAGGUGAAGUGAAGCUGGAGCAGCUGUGCAAAAGAUUCCGUCUCAGCUAUGCAUCCAUCUGUGAAGGUUUCAGAGACUACAUUGAUAAUGGUGGUGCAGAGAUUCCUGAAAAUCUGAAACCAGUGGUGACAGCAGUUAACAGUCUUUCAGUGACAUCCGGUGAUUGUGAAAGGGGCUUCAGUACAAUGAAUUUGGUGAUGUCACCCAUUAGGAGUGGGCUUGGCAUUGAACGCCUGUCUUCUCUUUUGUUUAAUAGUCUCAUUGGGCCUCCUGUGAAUUUAUGGGAUCCUUUACCAUACGUCACAAAAUGA
Pelobates cultripes (western spadefoot toad) is the source of this 1422-nucleotide messenger RNA. The record is from the annotation of a GenBank genome assembly. Lineage: Eukaryota; Metazoa; Chordata; Amphibia; Anura; Pelobatidae.